GCCAAGGCUGUGGGUGCAGGAUUCAGAAUCCUAGCGGUUGGUCUUUGGAAGUUGGCUAGUUCGGUGAUUUGGUUUUCUUUCGACCCAAGUCUUUCGUUUCAUUAAGUCUUCCCUGUGCUUCUGGCCUCGGAGAAGUGGUGCUGAGGAAGAUUACUAGGAGGAGGAGAGCAUUUGAGCGUUAAUGUCAGGAGGCACGCAAAAGUGAGGUCUUCCUUGAUCUCCUCUUGCUCUGCUCUCUGUUGACAAGCUCAUGAAUUCGUUUGCACUUCAGACCAGCAUAGAUACUCCAGUGAUCCCAAGUCAACUACUGCGUCUCAAAUACCAGGCUUUGGCUCCCGGUCAGCAUUCCCAGCCACCCACCGCUGGAUAUUAAUUUGCGUUGAGCCUCUUUGGCUGGGCCGGGGCUUCGGACGGCUCCCGGGGAAAGACAAGAGCCAUGGACGAGGAGAUCGUGUCCGAGAAGCAGGCGGAGGAGAGCCACCGGCAGGACAGCGCCAACCUCCUCAUCUUCAUCCUGCUACUCACCCUCACCAUUCUGACGAUCUGGCUCUUCAAGCACCGCCGGGCCCGCUUCCUUCAUGAAACCGGCCUUGCUAUGAUUUACGGUGUUUUGGUGGGGCUGGUGCUUCGGUAUGGCAUUCAUGUUCCAAGUGACGUGAAUAAUGUCACCCUGAGCUGUGAAAUGCAAUCAAGUCCAACUACCUUGCUGGUCAAUGUCAGUGGAAAAUUUUACGAGUAUAUGCUGAAAGGAGAGAUUAGCUCACAUGAACUCAACAAUGUUCAAGAUAAUGAGAUGCUUAGGAAGGUUACUUUUGACCCGGAAGUCUUUUUCAACAUACUGCUUCCUCCUAUCAUAUUUUACGCAGGUUACAGUCUGAAAAGGAGACAUUUCUUCCGGAACCUUGGGUCUAUCUUAGCAUAUGCCUUUCUUGGAACAGCGAUUUCUUGUUUCGUUAUUGGGUCCAUAAUGUAUGGCUGUGUAACCCUGAUGAAAGUGACUGGACAGCUCGCGGGAGAUUUUUACUUUACAGAUUGCUUGUUGUUUGGUGCCAUUGUAUCAGCCACAGACCCAGUGACUGUCCUUGCCAUCUUCCAUGAGCUCCAAGUUGAUGUUGAACUCUAUGCUCUUCUCUUCGGUGAAAGUGUCCUCAAUGAUGCCGUUGCCAUAGUGCUGUCCUCGUCGAUAGUGGCAUACCAACCAGCUGGAGACAACAGCCACACCUUUGAUGUCACAGCCAUGUUCAAAUCUAUUGGAAUCUUCCUUGGGAUCUUCAGUGGAUCUUUUGCAAUGGGUGCUGCUACAGGAGUGGUGACAGCUUUAGUGACAAAGUUCACCAAGUUGCGGGAGUUCCAGUUGCUGGAGACGGGUCUUUUCUUCUUGAUGUCCUGGAGCACCUUCCUUUUGGCCGAAGCCUGGGGUUUCACAGGUGUGGUGGCAGUGUUGUUCUGUGGCAUUACACAGGCACAUUAUACAUACAACAAUUUGUCCACAGAGUCUCAGCAUAGAACAAAGCAGUUGUUUGAGCUUCUCAAUUUCUUAGCGGAGAAUUUCAUCUUUUCCUACAUGGGACUGACGCUGUUCACCUUCCAAAACCAUGUCUUCAAUCCAACAUUUGUAGUAGGAGCAUUUAUUGCUAUUUUCUUGGGAAGAGCUGCCAAUAUUUAUCCCUUGUCUCUCUUACUUAAUUUGGGCAGAAGAAGCAAGAUUGGAUCAAAUUUUCAGCACAUGAUGAUGUUUGCUGGCCUUCGUGGUGCAAUGGCCUUUGCCUUGGCCAUUCGCGAUACUGCCACUUAUGCACGCCAAAUGAUGUUCAGCACCACGCUUCUGAUUGUGUUUUUUACUGUGUGGGUGUUUGGUGGUGGCACCACUGCCAUGUUGUCAUGCUUGCAUAUAAGGUACUAUGCUAGACUCUGGGGAUACAGAGAUGAAUUGAGACAUGGCCUUUACCCUCAAGGAGCUCACAGUCUUUUUGGGGAGACGGACAGGGUUGGUGUUGAUUCAGACCAAGAACAUUUGGGUGUUCCUGAAAAUGAAAGGAGAACUACCAAAGCAGAGAGUGCCUGGCUCUUUCGGAUGUGGUACAACUUCGAUCAUAACUAUCUGAAGCCCCUGCUGACCCACAGUGGGCCUCCUCUCACUAGCACUCUCCCAGCCUGCUGUGGGCCCAUCGCCAGGUGCCUCACCAGCCCCCAAGCAUAUGAAAACCAAGAGCAAUUGAAAGAUGAUGACUCCGAUCUUAUUCUCAAUGAUGGUGAUAUCAGUUUGACAUAUGGGGAUUCUACUGUGAACACUGACUCCGCAACAGCCAGUGCCCCAAGGAGAUUUCUGGGUAACAAUUCUGAAGAUGCCUUGGAUCGGGAGCUUACAUUUGGGGACCACGAACUAGUCAUUCGUGGAACACGCCUGGUUCUUCCGAUGGAUGAUUCUGAACCUGCGUUAAAUUCAUUAGAUGAUACGAGACACAGUCCAGCCUAAACUUUCUAAUACUCACUUAGUGGUUUGUAAACUUUGCACAUGUGAUUGUGAAGAAAUGUGUACUACCUACAAGUCCUAGUGCAUGUCUCCGAAUGUGUAAACUAUAUAAAGGCUAUUUUAUUACCCUGUAGAAGGCAGAUUGCGAACAGUCUGUUCUCUUUAAGUUUUGCUGGCUGCACUACAUUGGCCGGAUCUGUUUGAGAAAGUUAUUUCCACAGUAAUGUUGUGUGUUCUGUUAGUUUUAUGUUUCAGUUAAAGUAUAAAAAGUGACAGAUUGACCCUUUCUUAUAUUUAUCUGACACUUAACUGGAGUACUAAGUUCUUGUUAUGUGAAUUAAUUUGUGUGUGGCAGGGAAGGGGGAGGGGAGGGAGAGGGAAAGGGGGAGCUCUUAUUCCCUCGGGAACCUAAGGAGGAGAGGUUCCUUUGUUAGAGAACUUUUGUUGAUUGCUGCUGCCUUUGUCAAGACUUCUUUCUUUCCCUUUUCUCUGGUGGCCCUUUGUGGUGCAAGGAGCUGAUGGCAUUUUGAUCUCACCCCAUUCAGGUUGGGGACUGAAGUGUGGGGGCUGUUUUUCCCCAAUUGAUGUAAAAGAAGAGAUUUCUUGACUACAGUACAUUGAUGCUCUGAGAAAGAAGGCCACAAAUGACCUCCAAGACCUAUUUCUUUUCUUUCACACCAAGACCAUAGGAAUCGCAUCCAGCCGGCUUAGCCAAAGCAUAGGCGUGUAUAGUUCAGGGCACUUGUUUCAGAUUUGGGGGCACUGGAGCAAGUGGGCAUGGGGCAUAAGAUGGUGUUGGAGGUCUGUCUUCCAAAAUCUGUAAAUACUCUAUACCAGAUAAGUCAAAAUAGAAAGUGUAAUUGCUGCUUCAAUGUUCUUGUGUGUAUAGUAAGCCUUGUCUCACAAGUUUUUUAUAUCAACUUAAAAACGCUGCUCUUUAGCAGCCAAUCAGGAGCAAAAUGGAAAAAUUUUUAAACUUACGAUGUUUAGUGGUCACUUGUUAGUCAAUAGUUUGUGUUAGAAGUUAAUUUAUGUUCUGUACUACACCAAAGGCAUCUGUAAGAGAAACACAAUACUCUGCAGUGUCUUUGAAAGGAUUCUCCCUUGUGUAAAGUGGGUGUAGUUGUCUUCAUUGUCAUGUGACUUUUUAAUAUUAGAUGCCUAAGCUGCCAUGUGUUAUUUUUUGAUUGUUUUCAAGGAAGAGCACAGAACAGCUUUUUAUUUCACAUUCAUAGUAUGAAAAUGGUUUCUAUUUUGUAAUGCUGCAAAUACCUAAAGGUACAUUGAACACUUGGAAGGGGAAUACUUCUUGAUGCUGAUUCUGACCUGUUUGUGAUUCAGGAGAAAAAAAAUACAAAUUUUGUGGACCCCCCCCCCCCAGGUCUGAGUAGCAUUGCCUUAAAUCUAAUCCAAUUAGAAAAUUAAUUACUUCUAUGACAUUCAAAUUUUCCACUGAAAAAUACCCUUCCAAACAAAACAUGCACUUACUCCCUAAAAGGGUUCUGUGCCAUUGUAAACACUCCUGGAGCUUUUAAAGGAAUUCUAAUGCUGUACCCUUCGUGGCAGCCUUGCGUCUUCCAUGUGUUAUGUAGUGGUAGUGACUUUCCUGCUAUGCAGGACUCCUCCUGUGACGUGGACAUUUUAUAUGAUGUGUGGCUCUUCAUGCAGUAAGUAAUUUCUUGUUAAUGUAUGUUUGGGGGGGGUUGAAUGUCAGCAUCAUUGACCCACACAGUUAUUCAAGUUGUAAAAGGGUAUACAGUAAUUUAACUACUAUCUUUUUAUUCUGUCAGGUUACUGAGCUCACAUUAUAAAAGUGGCUAUAAAUACUGAGCAUGAAAAAUUAUGUAACCUGUCUCUUUCCGCAUGCAUAAGACUUCUCUCAUUAAGGAAACUGAUAAUGCUUGAGUCCACUAAAUCUGCCUUUAGUACUUUAUCAAAGGGGAACCAAGCUUGUGCUUACGUCUUCAUCUGGAAGAUUUUUCCCUCUCUCGUCUGUGCACACAUCUCCGUGCAACAAGAAAAGCACCUCUGUUAAGAUAGCCAUUGGAAUUAAAGACCUGAACGAACUUUGAUGAAGUACAGUCUGAGGAACCAUCAUGCAUGAGUGAAUUGCUCUCUUGGACCUGUUUUUCUGUUGUUUGUGGAACCUACAUGUUUGAUUGACUUGAACAUUGCAUCUUUGAGAGUUCUUUUUUAAGAUCUCUUGGCAUUUAUCCUGGUCUGUGUUUGGCAAUGUGCUGUUAAAGUACUAGACUUCUAAUCUUUAUGUGCUUUUUGUUUUCCCUUGGAGUACUUGGAAAGAUGUUAUAGUGGUUUCUUUUAGGAAAAUCUGUCAUUAAAAAAAUUAUAGCCUUGCAAAUAA
This is a messenger RNA of Arvicola amphibius (Eurasian water vole), 4835 nucleotides long. RefSeq names its product solute carrier family 9 member A6 (gene Slc9a6). Lineage: Eukaryota; Metazoa; Chordata; Mammalia; Rodentia; Cricetidae. The record is from RefSeq and is a predicted model, not a curated record. Gene Ontology annotation, molecular function: sodium:proton antiporter activity. The transcript has 19 exons. Gene Ontology annotation, biological process: sodium ion transport; regulation of pH; proton transmembrane transport. Gene Ontology annotation, cellular component: membrane; recycling endosome. Bases 437 to 2476 code for a protein of 679 amino acids.